AUGUCUGUCGGAUGGCAGUCGGUGGACAGAUGGCGACUGUUAGUUGGGCCUCAUGUCUCGCUCAUGCCGAGGACAUCUUCAAGACGUACGAAUUCUCGCAUCACUCAAGAUGCGCCAUUCAGGGGCACACUUGCCGCUACCCGCUCAAAUCCAAUCGAGGUAGGAAGGAAGGAAGCACAAAACACCGUUCAAAAGCUGUUGGACCGCAUCAACGAGAGUCCUGUUCGGGACCAAGUCAUCGCAGCUAUAAUUAACUCAUCUCAAGCUCAGACACACCCUGAAUCGUCAGCCCUAGACUCCUUCUCAAGUUUAAGAGACAGCGUGCCAGCUCGUUUAGAUGCGCCAGGGACAGAGGAAAUCGCUGUUUCUGCUCUUGUCGAGCAAAGUGAAGAGUCAGAAUGUGAUGGGCCGCCGGACUCGACUCAUUCCCCGUGUCCGUGUUCAAAGUUGAAAAAGGAGAGUUCCGUUGUUUCUCCCCUUCAUAUCAUGGCAGCUGCUUUCACGAAGAAUGAUACGAGUUUUGCAAACCAGAAUGUCGACACAGCCGUGCCACAUCUGCCACUCGACGCAAUAGGGCGAAGAGGCAACGAGAACUCAAUAAACAAACGGCUGAUAGAGUACUUCACACCUCGUCUGACGCAUGAUACGGAUUGGCAAGUCCUGGCGUCUCAGUCGAUCAACAGCACACUGAAGUUGGAGACCACCGCUUGCGACCCUGUAACUGCGCGCCUGGCGGAUCAAAACGAUGUCUCAUUGUACUUUCAGCUGUUCUUCCAGACGCGCAAUCCGCAUAUAGGGCUUCUAGACCCAGAUCUACAUACCCCCAAAUACGUCCGUCACACAUCUUUUACCCUCUUUUCUGUCAUUUGCGCUCUGGGAUGUGCUAUUUCGACACGUCCACGGGAUCGAAUUCUGUACCCAACUCUACUCUCUCUGGCAGAAGCGAAUCUCGCGUGGUCUAUCGCGGUGCCAGUGAGAUCACUAGAGACGAUUCAAGCAAUCUUAGCAAUGAAGUAUUGGGCACCGAUGUACCAGAGACAGGGAGACGAUCCCCAUUGGCUCCAUAUUAGUCAUGCUGUACAACUUGCCAAGGAACUCGGAAUAAACAAGCCUACCACUAUCGCUGAACUUGUCAAAGCUUUGGCCCCCGACGACACUAUUGAAAUGAGAGAGCGAUUCUCGCGCAAUCUUGAAAGAACCUGGCUAUACGUGUUCAUAGCUGACAAGAGCUUCGGUAUCGUCAUGGGCCGCUCCCCGAUUGUGGCUUGGAAAGAGCUCCCGCCUUGUCCAUGUCAGUGGUGGCGGAAGUCGAUGGCAACAUCUCUUGAUCGUAUGAUUAGUGGUAUCAUUGAGAUUAGGGUUCAGUUGCUGGAGUCCUUAAAGCAGUUGGAGCGUAUGAAGAAGACUGAUGCGUCCAUCUCGAAUUGGCAUGCAAAGAACUACGAUGUUCUUGAUCGAACGUGCAAGAUCAGGUGCUACGAAGAUGACGAGUCGUCUACACCCAUGUUGCCUAUCCUAGCUUUCUACAUGAAACACAGUCUCAUGAUUCUCAACGCGCAGGCGGCAAGGGAGUUAAAGAGACUCGGGGGAGCAACAGCCUCGACUAUUGCCUCGGUCGAUAGCAAAGCGUUUGAAACCGCACUUCAACUUCUAGAUCUGGUAUUACAUGAUCAAACGGUCAACGACAUUGGAUUGGGGUGGCACAACAAUCAGUUUGUAAUGGUUGCCCACGCCAUGACUGAGAUUGCCCAAGCUUUGAGUCGAGGAAAUCUAUCUUCUGUAGAUCAUGGAGCGGCGGCGUCCCAGAUCCGGGCCAUCUCUACAUGGCUUGAAGAGAAAGCGCAGGCGCUCCCAGCUACAUCUAUAGCCAGUCUCUACUCCGGUUUCUCUCAAAUACUGGUGUCCGGACUAGAUGGAGAGACCAGCAACGAUACGCAUAGGAGGCAAGAUCACACUUCUUACGAGACUCCAGACAGUUUCAUGACCGACUGGUCACGGGCUGUUGACGUCACCUCUCUGAACCCAAUGGAUUGGCUUGAUAUGAGUUUUCUAGGCAACGAAGACUUGUUUGUUGGCCUCGAGAAUGUGGACUUCAACGACCACGACGACAAUGGUGCUCUCCGGUUCCCAUGA
Messenger RNA from Colletotrichum scovillei, 2133 nucleotides. RefSeq lists its product as uncharacterized. Gene Ontology annotation, cellular component: nucleus. Gene Ontology annotation, molecular function: zinc ion binding; DNA-binding transcription factor activity, RNA polymerase II-specific; transcription cis-regulatory region binding. Lineage: Eukaryota; Fungi; Ascomycota; Sordariomycetes; Glomerellales; Glomerellaceae. Gene Ontology annotation, biological process: regulation of DNA-templated transcription; DNA-templated transcription. The coding region runs from base 1 to 2133 and encodes 710 amino acids. The record is from RefSeq and is a predicted model, not a curated record. The transcript has 8 exons.